AUGGGUGGUCAAGGAUACGAUGGAGCUAGCAAUAUGCGUGGUCAAUUUUAUGGAUUGAAGACAUUAUUCCUUCAUGACUGCCCUUAUGCCUAUUAUGUUCAUUGCUUUGCUCAUCGAUUACAAUUAGCUUUGAAUGCAUGUGCUAGAGAUGUUCCUGAUAUGCAAUUGUUUUUUCAAAUGCUAAGCUCCAUUGUUGCUUUUGUUGGCUCUUCAUCAAAGCGUACAAAUCAGUUAAAAGAUAUUCAAGAAACAGAACUUGUAGAAAGUUUAGCAGAUAUAGAUCUUGAAACUGGAAAAGGUCUAGACCAAAUUCAUAGUUUAAAAAGAGCAGGUAUGACUCGAUGGGGUUCUCACUUUGCUUCGGUUACUACUUUGGUUCAUGUGUUUAAAGAAGUUACUCAACUUCUUCAAAGUAUGAUGACUGAUAAAGACCUCACUGGAAGUAUAAGAGGUGAUGCAAAAGGUUUCCUUAAGGCAUUGAGGGCAUUUGAAUUUGUAUUUUGCUUGUUGCUCACUAACAAAAUUAUUGGAAUUACUGAUUUACUCUCUCAAGGCUUGCAGAAGCAAUCACAAGAUAUUGUUAAUGCUAUGAAUUUUUUUUCAAUUACAAAGACAAUUCUUCAAGCAUUGAGGGAUGAUGGUUGGGAUAGUUUUUACCAAAAUGUCCAGCAAUUUGGUGAAGAUCAUGGUCUUGAAAUGCCUAAUAUGGAUGUAGCUUAUUCAAUGGGUACUGGUCGUGGUUGUCAACAACAUGAUGUUGUUACAAAUGAACAUUACUAUCAUUUUGAUGUGUUUAAUGUGAUUAUAGAUGUUCAGAUGAUGGAGCUAAAUGACAGGUUCACAGAGCAAAGAAUAGAACUACUUACUUUAAGCUCUGCAUUAGAUCCUAAAAAUCAGUUCAAAAAGUUUGAUAUGGAGAAGAUUUGCAGACUUGCAGAGAAGUUCUAUCCUGAAGACAUUGAUGCAUCAGAGGUUAGAGCUUUAAUACGAUUAGUUGAAACAGACUUAGCGAAGCUUUUUUCCUUGGUUGAUAGAUUGAUUCGUUUGGUCUUGACACUUCUGGUUUCCACUGCAACUACUGAACGUGCAUUUUCGGCUAUGAAAAUUAUAAAAACUAGGCUUAGAAACAAGAUGGAAGAUGGAUACCUUUCAGGUUGUAUGAUGCUUCACAUUGAAAACGAAUAUGUAGAUGAUAUUGAUUCAGAGGUAGUGAUUGAUCAUUUCGAGUCUAUUGGAGAUCGUAAAGCACAGUUCAGAUAG
Argentina anserina (silverweed cinquefoil) is the source of this 1260-nucleotide messenger RNA. RefSeq lists its product as uncharacterized. The transcript is spliced from 2 exons. The record is from RefSeq and is a predicted model, not a curated record. Gene Ontology annotation, molecular function: protein dimerization activity. The coding region runs from base 1 to 1260 and encodes 419 amino acids. Lineage: Eukaryota; Viridiplantae; Streptophyta; Magnoliopsida; Rosales; Rosaceae.